This is a messenger RNA of Impatiens glandulifera, 1431 nucleotides long. RefSeq names its product poly(rC)-binding protein 4-like. NCBI's taxonomy places the organism in Eukaryota, Viridiplantae, Streptophyta, Magnoliopsida, Ericales, Balsaminaceae. Bases 61 to 1272 code for a protein of 403 amino acids. Gene Ontology annotation, biological process: regulation of gene expression. Gene Ontology annotation, molecular function: mRNA binding. Gene Ontology annotation, cellular component: nucleus; cytoplasm. The record is from RefSeq and is a predicted model, not a curated record. The transcript is spliced from 9 exons.
AAUCAAUCAAUCGCAAAGGGCCCAAACAUUCUCAGACUCUCUCUCUCUCUCACGCGUCACAUGAUGAUGGGUCAGAUUGGUGAAACUCCGAUUAGCUCCAGGCAGCUCUAUACGCCGGCGCCGGCGAAGCGUCCACGUGAGGAGAGCGAUGCGUCCUCCGAGGGAGCGCCGUCCCCGAAGAGGCGGGUGAAGUCCAUGAUGGACGUCUUCUACAGGAUCGUGCUCCCCUCAAGACAAAUCGGUAAGGUUAUUGGGAAAGAAGGGUUUCGAAUACAGAGGAUUCGUGAAAACACCAAAGCAACCAUCAAGAUUGCUGAUGCAAUUUCUAGGCAUGAAGAGCGUGUGAUCAUUAUAAGUUCCAAGUACAGUUACAACACCAUCUCUGAUGCUGAAAAUGCUCUAUUCCAAAUUGCUGAUUUGAUUCUCCAGGAUGAUGAUGGAAAUUCAGUGGCACUGAAGAUUGGUGGAGGGCAUGUUGCUGCAAAUACAAUAAGGCUUUUGAUUACGGGUUGCCAAGUCGGUGUUUUGAUUGGAGUUUCUGGUCAAAGCAUUGAGAAAUUAAGGAUGAAAUCUGGUGCCUCAAUAACAGUUCUUGCUCAAAAUCAACUGCCCCUGUGCGCAUCAGCCUAUGAGUCUGAUCGAGUGGUGCAGGUAUCAGGAGAUGUGUCUGCAGUAAUGAAGGCUUUGAUGGAGAUUGGAAGUCUAUUACGUGACAAUCCACCUAAGCAAACAAUUGCAAUUAGCCCAUCUUACAAUCUUGGAUUCAACCGAGCACCUAAAGCUUAUUUGGAUCCAAAUUCAGCUGAUUAUGUGACGAUAGAGAUGUUAGUGCUGGAAUCAAUGGUUGGUGGUUUAAUUGGAAGGUGUGGUUCAAACAUAUCGCGAAUUAGAACCGAAUCUGGAGCUGCAAUUAAGGUUCAUGGAGGAAAAGGUGCUCAAAAUCACAGAAAACUUCAGAUUGGCGGUAGUGCUCAACAAGUUGCACGGGCAAAGCAAAGAAUAGACGAGUACGUGUAUUCUGAAUACAUACAACAAUAUGGGAUUGAAGCAAGUGGCGUUCAUCAUCAUCAUGAUCCUCGAGUUGGCUUGCAAUCAUCAACAAUACAACCUUCCAUGAUACAACAAGCCAUUGCUCAACCAAUAAUGAAUCACGGGGCUGGAAUGGGGAUGAUGAACGCCGCCGCAUCUGCCUAUCCGCCUUAUUAUGGAGCGAUUAGAGCCAGCCAAGUUCCAGCCUUUUCAGGAUAUUCUUAUCCUGCACACCAAAUGUAGUGAAAUUAUAUGAAGGUAUAAAUAUAAUAGGUAUUUAAAAAUGUGUAUGCAUUCCUUUGAAGCCCAAACAACUUUAUUAUAUUUUCAGUCACAGAUUGUUUGGAUAAUUGGGUGUUAUAAUCUCCAUACAUUUUUUUCAAUAAUGUAUUAUUUUUUCUA